CGCGGCACCGGCAGCGAGCGCUGGAGGCGGCGGGAGGCUGGAGCUCGUUGCCCAUCUUGGUGCUGACCUCCAAGGAGCGGGCGGUGAACCGCAGGGCUGCGGGGCUGAGCAUGGGAGCCGGGGCCAGCGCCGAGGAGAAGCAUUCCCGGGAGCUGGAGAAGAAGCUCAAGGAAGACGCUGAGAAGGAUGCCCGGACCGUCAAGCUGCUGCUGCUGGGAGCAGGGGAGUCGGGGAAGAGCACCAUUGUCAAGCAGAUGAAGAUCAUCCACCAGGACGGUUACUCGCUGGAGGAAUGCCUGGAGUUCAUUGCUAUCAUUUACAGCAACACGCUCCAGUCCAUGCUGGCCAUCGUGCGGGCCAUGACCACCCUCAGCAUCCAGUACGGGGACACGGCUCGCCAGGAUGAUGCCCGUAAGCUGCUGCACCUCUCGGACACCAUUGAGGAGGGGACCAUGCCUAAGGAGAUGUCGGAAAUCAUCGGGCGGCUCUGGAAGGACUCGGGCAUCCAAGCCUGCUUUGACCGCGCCUCCGAGUACCAGCUCAACGACUCUGCGGGCUACUACCUGUCAGACCUGGAGCGCCUGGUGACCCCCGGCUACGUCCCCACAGAGCAGGACGUGCUGCGUUCCCGCGUCAAGACAACCGGCAUCAUCGAGACCCAGUUCUCCUUCAAAGACCUCAACUUCAGGAUGUUUGACGUGGGCGGACAGCGCUCAGAGAGGAAGAAGUGGAUCCACUGCUUUGAGGGUGUGACCUGCAUCAUCUUCAUCGCGGCGCUCAGUGCCUACGACAUGGUCCUGGUGGAGGACGAUGAAGUGAACCGCAUGCACGAGAGCCUGCACCUCUUCAACAGCAUCUGCAACCACCGCUACUUUGCCACCACCUCCAUCGUCCUCUUCCUCAACAAGAAGGACGUUUUCCUGGAGAAGAUCAAGAAGGCCCACCUCAGCAUCUGCUUCCCCGACUAUGAUGGUCCCAACACCUACGACGAUGCGGGCAACUACAUCAAGCUGCAGUUCCUGGAGCUGAACAUGCGGCGGGAUGUGAAGGAGAUCUACUCCCACAUGACCUGCGCCACCGAUACCGAGAACGUCAAGUUCGUCUUUGACGCCGUCACUGACAUCAUCAUCAAGGAGAACCUCAAGGACUGCGGGCUGUUCUGAGCCCCGGCCAAGCACCCCCUCCCCUGGGACCACCCCCUCUGCUGACCCCAUUCCACCUCUGCAACCAUCUCUGCUUGCCCCAGACCCCUGGGAUUUGACCUGCUCAGCUCCAAAGCCACCCCUGGUGAAGUGGGGGGGCACAAUCUCACUCCCCCUCCCCACCAACCCUCCCACUGUGGGGCUCCCAGUUCUGCUGAGGGUCUCUGGGGCUCCAGGUCCUAGGGGUACCUGGAUGACCCUGGAUACUUUCAGGUGCUGCAGGUCCCUGGGUGACCCUCAGAGCUGUGGGGUACGGGGGUUCCCUUGGGUGCUGAGGGUCCUUGAGUACCCCUCGGAGCAGAGGGGUGUUUGGGGGUCCUGGGUGUCCCUAGGUAUUUGAGGGAUCCUGGGGUGUCCCUGGGUUCCCUUUAUAGCUGAGAGGUGCUGGGGUUCCCAGAUGACCCUUGGCAUUGGGGAGACUGGGGGGUUUUGGGUGUCCCUUGGUGCUGGGAGUCCCUAGUACCCCUUGGAAGGGGUGUUAGGGGUUCCCUUGGGUGCUGGGGGGGGUCCCUCGGGUGCUGCUGCGUGUCCAUGGGUGCCCCCCUGGAGCUGGGGGUGCUAAGAGUCUCCACAAACCCCUCAGAGGUGGGGGUCCUUUGGGUGUGGGGUGUCCGUGGGUGAUCCCUGGGGCUGGGGUUCCUGUGGGCUGCUGCGUGCAAGGGGUGCUACAUCUCCCUCUGGGCUAUUGGGUAGAGCAUUGGGUAUUCCUGGGUUCUGGGUGUCGCCAGGGACUGUGUGACACUGGGGCUCCCUUGGUGCCACCAUGCCACCACUGCAGAGCCAGGGGCUGUUUGUUCCCCCUCACCCCACAGCCCCUCGGGGCAGGGCUCAGCCCUGCAGCAUCAUCCCAGCUACACCCCCAAGGGUCCCACCAUUGCCCUCCCCUCUCAUGAGCAGGGGCUUC
Messenger RNA from Motacilla alba alba, 2106 nucleotides. RefSeq names its product G protein subunit alpha transducin 1 (gene GNAT1). Gene Ontology annotation, cellular component: heterotrimeric G-protein complex. The coding region runs from base 111 to 1163 and encodes 350 amino acids. Gene Ontology annotation, molecular function: GTP binding; G protein-coupled receptor binding; GTPase activity. Gene Ontology annotation, biological process: adenylate cyclase-modulating G protein-coupled receptor signaling pathway. The transcript is spliced from 8 exons. The record is from RefSeq and is a predicted model, not a curated record. Lineage: Eukaryota; Metazoa; Chordata; Aves; Passeriformes; Motacillidae.